AUGGCAUCCACCGAACAGAGAGAGCUCGAGCUCGUGGACAAGGUCAAUUUACGUAUUCUCAAUGUCGCAAACGACGCCCCCAAACUCACUCAGCUGCUGAAGCCCUACCUCCCGGCCCUGCUGCUGAAGGCUGGCAGCGAGCAUGCCUCCGUUCGCGCGAAGGUCGUCACCAUCUGCCAGCGGCUCAAGGUCUUCAUCAAAUCUCCCGAUGUCGUCCUGCCAGUUGCAGCCCUAUUGGACCAGUACAUCAGCAACAGCCAUCCCGUCGUCCGGCAGCUGGACGUUACCUUCAUCCAGCACAGCAUAGAGAGGAUCAGUGCCGACGAGAGGAGGAAGCUCGUGCCAACCAUCUUGAACGGCAUCCAUGCAACAACUCACACCACCCCCGCCAGAUUCAACAUGUUCCUGCACACCCUCAAGGACAUCAACAUCCCACCCAGAGGCAGCAAGGAAGACGAGGGCUUCCGACAAGAGGUCGGCCUGACAGACGGCAAGGACGCCGAGUUCAUCGCAAAAUGGCUCGGCAAUCUUCUACUGACCCCAAGCCCGCAUAAGAAGCCGCCAGGCCUGACCGACGAAGACAUGGCCUUCCUCACGCUGGGCAAGCCAGGGGAGCCAAAGCCCGAGGGAACUCUGGUUGUGGACUGGCCCGGAACCAUGAUCAAAGCUGCCAAGCUUCUGGAGAGUGGUGCAUUCACGGACGAGGAGCGCUUCAUGCCCGCACUGUAUGCUGCCGCGAGUAACGAUUGGCGCAUCAACUCUGUGGGGAACGCCAUGUUGAUGAGAAAUCAGGUGUCCUUGGAGGAUGGAGGAAGGGCCAAGCUUCUCUUUGAGGCCCACGCUCGGUUACCACCUAUGUAUCGGAUACGCAUCCUGGGCUUACUGUCCAAGUCAGCACUGUCAACGACGUUCACGCAAGACAUUCUGGAUGUCGUACGGCGGGACAUCAAGCCCAAGGACGAAGCUGUGGACGGACUUCAGCUGACCAAGCUUCACAAAGCACUCUUCGAGUACAUCAAUUGGGUUGCCCGCAUCGGCCCAGGUAAAGGGAAAUUUGAUAUCGGCCCAACACUCAUUGAAUUGUUACGAGGUUUCAUCACUGAGGAACAAGGAUGGCCGAAACCAAGCCAGGAGAAACGAGCGCUGGAUCCCCUUGACGACAGAAAUCUUCGUGCAAGGGCAUACGAGACCAUUGGAGUGCUGGCAAGGGGUUCGUCGAUGGAACAGGCCAACCUGCUGGAAUUGGUCGCCUGGCUUUUUCGGUCGCUCUCGGAGGACCCAACGCCCGAGGUCGUGGUCAACAUUGAGGGCGCUUUAUCAGUCAUGACAUCGAUAUUCAAACCCGACAGUGGAGAAGUCGAUAGGCUACGGACCAUAAUCCUGACAUACAUGACACUUGCCGAUGGCGGAGAUUCUGUGAGGAGCGUACGACACGCAGCUACAAAAUGGGCAAACCAGUGCCUCGCAUUUUCAGACCCUAUAGCAAGGUGGGUCGAUAUCCUGGCUAUCAACGGCCGUGGCGAGGAGAGGAUGGAAGUCAUUGAAGAGGGUCGAAAGGGCCUGGAUCCCUGGACAUACAGAGUCAACGACGCGACGGUCACCAAUGACCUACCCGACUGGCAACAGCUGGUCCAGACCUUCUUCAGGGAGUCUAUUGGGUAUGGUGCUUCCGCCAUGAUGUCAGACGGGCCGUCCAUCACGCAAAACUUUGUCGACCUAGCCCCGAGCGCGCUCCCUACUGCCAUCACGUACUGCAAGCGGAUGCUGUUCCUCGCAGCGCUGAAGGACGAGUUCAAUAUCGAACCGGGCUGGGAGCAGCAGUUGGACACCCUUGUGAGGUCUGAUAAACAGACGAGGGAAUCCAUCCGCAAAUACUUGGGAAAGGAGAGCGGACAUGCAUUGGAAUCCUUCUUGCACGCCGCCCUCGAGGGAAUCCAAGAGGACAAGGCCACCACGGAAGAGUGCGCGCGCAGCUUUGUUGAAGUUGCCUCUCUGGCGCCCAAGUCGGAGCUGACACCUCUGAUUCUGGAAGGCAUACCGAGGCUGUUGGCAGUGGUUACCUCGAACAAGAAGGAAGUUCGAAAUCUUGCUGCGAGAGCUCUUGGCAUCCUUGCUGCGCAUCCAUCUGUCCCCUCGUCAUUGUUCAAUGUCAUCAACUACGUGCUGCGCCAACAAUGCCAAUCAUGGCGAACGGCUGUAGGUGCUGAGAUGAACGCUGUUCAAGGAGCGUUCGUUGCGUUGGGACACUUGUGGUCUCGCGCUGUGUAUUACCCACAUCCUAUUCUUGUGGGGGGCAGUGAUGGCCCAGAUGCGGGCAACGAGAAUGCCUCUCUUGGCGACACAACCCUGUUGCAAGAGCUUAGAAGCAAGUACCUCAAGGGAAGCGACGCGCCGCACACGACACAACCAAAAGCGGAAGAAUGGCUACCCCCGGUCAAAGACCUGGGCAGCGCUCAGCUCUCUUUCCAAGAAGUUAUUUUUGAUACUCUCACACAGCUGUGGACUGCUUUGAUUGUGCCCGAAGAAGCCUCGAUCACGCCGUAUAUCGAUGUGUUGGUACCACAGUGCAAGAAAGGCAACGAACGGGCCAUCACUGCUCUCGGCCGUCUUGCGCUCGGCCUGAAAGACGACGACGCUGCCCUUGAUACCAUUCUCUCAAAACUUUACGAACUCCACGAGCUCAAGCAACCCGAGGUUCAUUUCGCCAUAGGGGAGGCCAUCACGGCUGCCAUCGCGCGCUGGGACUCAGAUGUCGUGCAACUCACAGUGGAUGUGGAAUCACAGACGGACAAGUACCGGUUGGAGAAGCGAGCCGACAAGAUCAAGGAGGUCCUGGAUAAGAUACUCACUGAUUGCAAAGCCACCAAGCCUUCCCUCCUGAAAGCAUCCGGAAUCUGGCUAUUUUCGAUCAUUCAGCAUUGCUCUCACCUGCCCGAGAUCCAGGCGCGCCUGCGCGAAUGCCAGGUUGCGUUCAUGCGCCUGCUCAGCGCGCGCGACGAGCUCGUGCAGGAGACAGCGUCAAGAGGUCUGUCUUUGGUCUACGAAAAGGGCGAUCCUUCACUGAAGGAGAGCCUGGUCAAAGAUCUUGUUGGCGCUUUCACAGGAACAGGUACGCAGCUGAAGGUUGAAGAGGACACAGAGCUUUUCGAGGCCGGUGCACUGCCUACAGGUGAAGGGAAAUCUGUCACCUCGUACAGGGACAUUAUGAACCUGGCCAACGAGGUCGGUGACCAAAGUCUCGUUUACAAAUUCAUGUCACUCGCCUCGAACGCGGCGACGUGGUCCACCCGUUCGGCGUUUGGGCGCUUCGGCCUGAGCAACAUCCUCUCUGAAUCCGAAGUCGACCCCAAGCUCUAUCCAAAGCUUUUCCGAUACCGAUUUGACCCGAACACAAAUGUCCAGCGGUCGAUGAACGACAUCUGGAAGGCCCUGGUCAAGGAUUCGAAUGCGGUCAUUGAGGAGCACUUCGACGCUAUAAUGAACGACUUGCUGAAGAGCAUCCACACCAAGGAAUGGCGAGUGCGGCAGGCUAGCUGCUCAGCCAUAGCUGAUCUUAUCAGUGGCAGACCUUUCCAGAAGUAUGAGAAGUACUACGGCGAGAUCUGGACCAAGGCGCUCAAGGUGCUCGAUGACGUGAAGGCGACGGUCCGUAACGAGGCGCUGAAGCUCUGCAUGGGCAUGGCAAAUACUCUGACAAGGCAGCUCGAAGAGGGUGGCGUGUCGGCGUCCGCCAAGGACAUGAUGAGCUCCACACUGCCCUUCUUGCUCUCCGACAAGGGCAUUGAGAGUAAUGUGAACGAGGUCAAGGGUUUCGCGAUCGACACGGUUAUCAAGAUCACCAAGACCGGUGGGAGUGCAUUGAGACCGUAUAUCGCCACAAUCGUGACGCACCUGCUGGGACUGCUGAGUACCAUCGAGCCAGACGCAAUCAACUACUACUAUCAGCGUUUCGGCGAAGAUGAUCGGGAGAAGAUUGAUAAGAUCCGCAGCCAGAUGGUCAAUCAGAGCCCCAUCUCCCAGGCCAUCGAGAACUGCCUUCGCAACGUCGACGAGAGCGUCAUGCCGGACCUGGCAUCUGGCCUCGAAGAGACCAUCAAGUCGGCCCUUGGAAUGCCUACGAAGGUUGGAUGUGCGAGGCUGCUGGGCACGCUGGCGACACGGCAUACCAACGACUUUCGGCCAUACGCAGACCGUUUCCUGCGGGUCCUGGAGAAGCAGUGCCUUGACCGCAACGACGAGGUGAGCCAAGGAUAUGCAAAGGCUGCAGCCUACAUAAUGCGACACGCCCCAUCAGAAGCCAAAGAGCGCUUCAUCGCCAAGUUCGAAACGCUAUACUUCAACGCCGAGGAUGAAGCGCGCAGGCAAAAGGUGGCGGAUGUGGUGUUGUCGCUCUCCAAGAUCAGCCCCGAUCACUUCAACGCGCUGGAGGGCAGCCUGCUCCCAUUCAGCUACCUGGGGAUGCACGACGUGGACGAGUAUGUGACCAAGGCAUUCAAGGAGGUGUGGGAGACCCAUGCGGGCAGCAGCAGGACGGCGACGCGCUUCGUGCCCGAGGUGGAGGCACUCGUGCAGAGGGCACUCGACACACCACAAUGGAGCCUCAAGCACGCGGGCGCGCUGACUGCAGCCAGCGCCGUCACGGCCGUCACGGCCGCGGGCGACCACUCCGGGUCCACCGUCAACGUCGCGCACCUCGCGCGCCUGUGGCCCGCGUUCGACCGCGCGCUCGCCCUCAAGACCUUCGCCGGCAAGGAGAAGCUGCUGGACGCGCUGGCCGACGUCGCCGCCAAGGGCAAGGCGUUCUGGGAGGCCGACGCCGCCAUCGCGGCGCAGCUGAAGAAGGUCGCCCUGCGCGAGGCGAAGCGGAAUAACGAGACGUACCGCGUGCCCGCGUUCAAGUGCCUGUGGCGGUGCGCUGCCGCGCGGGAGGACGUCGACAUGUGGGACGAGGUGGUGGGCAUCGUGCGGCCGUUCCUGGACGAGUAUGCUGACGAGGACCGGAUGGAUGUCGAUGGGGACAGCGGCAAGGUCGCCAAGGAGAAGGAGGUGCUUGUCUACCAGACCGCGCUCGGGGCGGUGGAGGUUGUUGCCCGCGGGUAUAAUCGCCCGCUGUUGAAGAAGCAGCCUGUCGAGGUGGCUGGGAAGAUCCUCGACGUCCUGGGACCUUUCUUUGCGAAGCCGCGAUUCGAUCUGAUUCGUCGGGAGGUCUGGUAUAAGGCUGUCGAGGACCUGAUGAAGGACGCUGCUGCCGAUGGUGUCGCCGGCAAGGAGGGGGGAGACGUCGCCAAGAGGUAUUUUGACAGCCUGGAUGUGGACAAGCCGGAUGUUGGCGUUGAGACGCAGCGGAUUGCGCGCGCUCAGGCCACGGUCGCGCUGGCGAGGGCUGUUAAGAAGGGGGUGUUUGGUGACGCGGCGUCUAAGGCGGAGGGCGUGGCUGGGACUAUGAGGAGGGUAAUUACUGAGGCACGCGAGGCGGAGAGGAGCGUGGAUGUGAAGAAGGUCAUGGGCGAGGCGUUGGCUGAGCUUUGA
This is a messenger RNA of Diaporthe amygdali, 5529 nucleotides long. RefSeq lists its product as uncharacterized. NCBI's taxonomy places the organism in Eukaryota, Fungi, Ascomycota, Sordariomycetes, Diaporthales, Diaporthaceae. Gene Ontology annotation, molecular function: molecular adaptor activity. Gene Ontology annotation, cellular component: cytoplasm; nucleus. The record is from RefSeq and is a predicted model, not a curated record. Gene Ontology annotation, biological process: proteasome assembly. The coding region runs from base 1 to 5529 and encodes 1842 amino acids. The transcript has 2 exons.